CCGAGGCGGUUGUCCAUCGGUCCGCAGGAGCACUUUGCCACUCUUCGGGGCAUUACAAGUAGCCGAAAUCGUGAACGCAACCGACACCGAGCAUCCAGAAGCGAUUGAUCAGCCGCCGGUUCAUCUGAUCGAUAAUGUGACUUGAAUUACUCAGUGCAAUCAGUUUGUCACGCAGCUAAAAAUAUAAAAAAAGAAAUAUUUAUAAAAGAAAGAAAAACCAAAUUAAUAACAUCAAAUAACGUGCAAUGAAAGUGAAUGAGCGUCUCCUCUCACAGCGUUUGUAGUGCACUUAUAAAGUAUCCAAUUAAAUGGGACUCCGGCUCCGGCUCCGGCUGCGGCUUCUCAGACAACAAUAACAGAAAAAUACCUGCCCGGGGGCAAUAAAAAUAAUAGCAGCUUUGUGUCAAUAAAACAAUGCGAAAUGUUUUGAUAUGAAAGCGGAGGACUGCGCAGGAAAGCGAUUGCAUUAAUUAACCGGACGUGCAACUGGACACAAUGACCACAGUUGGGCCGUCUUCCUGCUCCAACAACUCCAGGGAUAUGGCAGGAUAUGGCUGGGCCUAGGCGGGCUGCUGCCGGAGAUAGCCACACUCGAUUGAGAACCCAACUGGCCGAUCCAUGGCUGUCAACUUGCAGCUGAAUAAUUUAAGCGUCAUUUAUCCAUCGCUCAUGUAUGUGGCCGCCUCCUCUCCCUCCUCCCUUCGGGGAUUGGGGCUGGGAGUGGGUGGUCUGCCGGAGAACAUAUCCAUCGUGUACGAGGAUGCGGCCAACGGGACGGGUGGAGGCAGUGGAUAUCCCAGCGGCCCGAACGGAACGGAUGCAGUGGCUCUCACCGAACCCGGACCCACGGCACCCGUGACCACAUUUAAUUACUACAACGAGUCGGCAGCGGCCGCCGAGUGGGCGCACUUCUACGACCUGGUGCUCUCCUGGCAGGGCAUCAUCCUGAUUGCCGUCUUUGCCACCUUCAUCGUGGUCACCGUCAUCGGGAACACCCUGGUGAUACUGGCCAUAUUGACCACUCGCCGGCUCCGCACCAUUACCAACUGCUUUGUGAUGAGCCUGGCGGUGGCCGACCUUCUCGUGGGCAUCUUCGUCAUGCCCCCCGCCGUCGCCGUCCAUCUCAUAGGCUCGUGGCAACUGGGCUGGGUGCUCUGCGACAUUUGGAUCUCCCUGGACGUGCUCCUCUGCACGGCCUCCAUUCUCAGCCUGUGCGCCAUCAGUGUGGACAGAUAUUUGGCCGUGACCAGGCCGCUCACGUACUCCCGUAAACGGCGCUCGAAACGGUUGGCCCUCAUCAUGAUCCUAAUAGUCUGGCUGCUCGCGUUGGCCAUCACCUGUCCCCCCAUGCUGGGAUGGUACGAGCCAGGUCGAAGGGACCUCCGCGAGUGCCGAUACAACCAGAACGAGGGCUACGUCAUCUUCUCGGCCAUGGGCUCCUUCUUCAUACCCAUGGCAGUCAUGAUUUAUGUGUAUGCAAGAAUUUCCUGUGUCAUUGCAUCCAGGCACGACAAUAUGACCGACAUAAGUGUUCACAACAAGAAAUUCAAGCGCUACACGGCAGCGGACGUAGAGAACGAGCUGUCGGAGCAGGAGCAGCACAGCUCGGUGGGCCAGCGCCAGAGACAGGCCACCUCGAGGACCUUCUCCAACCAGACGAUAGCCAAGGAGCUGCACGACAUGAUGCUCAGCGACAGCGACAACUGUGCGCCAGUAGGCGCUGGAGGAGCCGGAGGCGCUGCAGGAGGAGGAGGCGCUGGAGGAGGAGGUGGUGUCACUGGCGGCACCCACUGUCAAUCCCUGCUGGCCCUUCCCUCCGGCGGAGGAGGUGCCUCCAUGGGUUGCGCCAAGAAUGGGUGCUACGAACUCACACGACCCUCCUCGCUGAAGCGCACUUCCACCGCCUCCACGACCAUUACCACAAUGACGAGUGGCAUGGGGCCGGGAAGCAGUCUCCUGGAUGCGCAGUGGCAGUCCCAGGCGCCGGCUCACACGGGACAGUCGCAGACCCACUCCCUCUCGCAGCCACCGCGAACACACAGCUUUAGGCAUUCGCAUGGGGAGCGAGAGCGGGAGAGGGAGAGACUGAGGAGCCAUCACCACCAUCCGCAUUAUCAUCACCAGGCGGGCGUGACCACCACAUCGAGCAGCGGGAACACCAGUGGAAACACCAACAGCAAAUCGCUGUCCAAUCGGAUUACGUCGCUGAAGAAGGAGAACAAGACCACCCAAACCCUUAGCAUUGUGGUGGGCGGCUUCAUCGCCUGCUGGCUGCCCUUCUUCAUAAACUAUCUGAUCACCCCUUUCCUGGCCGAGCACCAGGCCAGCCAAAUGCUGGCCAAGGCCCUCACCUGGCUGGGAUGGUUCAACAGCGCCAUCAAUCCCUUCAUCUACGCCUUCUACAGCGUCGACUUCCGGGCGGCCUUCUGGCGCCUCACCUGCAAACGCUUCUUCAGCGCCGGCCAGAAGCCGCAGUUCCCCACGAACACCAUGUCCAUCAGGCGAUAGAGUUGGACUGGAGUCGCCUGGAAGGACGGCAACCCUUCGAGCCCUGAACAAAUAGCCCCGCAUAACAUAUUAUUAACAUAUUCAUUAACUUUAGACGCGUCGGCGGCAAAAAAGGUGUGGUCCCUAAUUGCACCCACAGUCCAUGUGUAAUUGUUCUCUAGUUUCUCGUAUAGUUUAUUUCAUCGUCAGGGGUUGCUUCCGAUUCUGGAUCAUUUUGCACUUAGGAGACGAACCUCGCCCACUAGGAAUUCCACUGGUUUCAAUUGACCUUUCAGAAAUGCUAGGCCGUUACAGUAUUUUCAAAGUCUAUAGUGAAACUUCUUAACGCAGACACUCAACUGAUUUAACAUAACAAUUGGAAUCUUUCUUGACUCAGAACACCAAUAAUAUCUCUUAUUUGUUUGUACACAUAAAAGCUUUUUAACUAUAUUUACUUCCAAAUUUUCCUAAGCUUCGAGUUAAACACUUCCACUGUUGAGAAAAUUUAUGGAUAUAAUAUAGAUAAAAAGCUGAGCCACACUAUCUACCUAUCUCAUAAACGAAUGCCAUGAAAUCUUUUUGUGGUCUAAAUUUGUUUUGUAGUCACAGAAAAUAGAGUUUUUAUCGUCAUAGUUAGGGACAUAUUAAUUCCCUUAGCACAAAAUUGACUUGGCGAUGUUCGACGUAAUGAAGCUUGACUGUACAAAGAUGGCAAUACAUGCAUUGACGCGACUGCAGGCGAAGAUUUCAAGGUAUUUUUGCAUGCCAGACCCAUGGAAAAUCGGAUGCGUAUCGAUUUAGUAAUUUCCGCGCGACUUUUCCGCUCAGCGGGCGGCGCCUUGAAAAUGGCAACAUUUUCCUUGGAUGUUGCUGUUUGCUGGGCCGUCAAGACAACUUGGACUUGGCCAGUGGCACAGACAGUCUAGAUGGAUGGGAAAACUUGUUUAUAUGGCUCACCGAAAUUACGGCCAUUGCUUGUGCUCCGAAAUUCAGCAGCGUGCUUGCGGGGAGGUAACCAGUUUGGUGGUGACCCCGAACCACUUCCGCAUUCUCUUUGGCGAUUUACGAUGCAGCUAGCUAGUCGCUCUCGUACUUGCGUUAAGUGCAGGCAUAUAUAUCUCUAAGUAUCACAGUAUAUCAUUUCAACUGAUAUCAGGACAUCAUAAAGCAUAUAGCCCAGGGAUACGCAUUGAUUGAUUUACAUGGGAAGGGACUGAAAUCAGUGGAAUAUCAUUGGCUGGGAUCGAGUUGAGAAUUAGCUUUAAUCAGCAUUAUCGGAAUACUACUUAAAAACAGUUACUGUGAUUUAGUUUAUAGUUGAAGUCGACUGCGACUUCAUGAGUUUUUCUUUAGCAUUAACAGUACUCGUAUAAAGUGAGUGCGAGUGUGAUUUAAUGGGUGAAAGUGAGUGUGUGAAUGGGAUGUAAUCAAUUGUACGAGUAUAAUCUAAGGCAUAAUUUAUUCAGGCCAUCAGCAGCUUAGCUAACCCUUAAGUAGGACUACACUUCGUGUUGUACCAAGCAAUCUACUUUCCUAACUCCAUCCAUAGCCGGCGGCGGUGUGAAGUCAUAAACGCAAUCAAGCAAUGCUACGCCUACGACAUAGAGAUUAAGUCAGACGAAACUCUCAUCAGCAACAGCAUGCCAUCCUUUUCCCCGCAUCCCUCAGUAUAUCUGAAUAUCUGAUUUCCGGAAUAUCAGCUCACAAGUCAGGCCUAACAAGUCAAACAGAUGCUCCGGGUGAGGAGAUGGCUUCCGUCCCGUCGAAGGACGAACCAACUCGGCGGAUGGAGUUCAUCGUCGCACGCCCACGUAUCGUAUCGUAUCGUAUACCAUAUAUCUCAUUUCGUCUCAUUCCGGCUGAUAUCACAGACAUAAUCCGCAUAAUCUGCAUGCAAAUAUAUGUAAAUUUAUUAAUAGUUGUGUGUGUACGAACAGCAAGUUUUUGGAAACGAACAAAUAAAUAGACAAUUCGAAAAGACAAA
Molecule: messenger RNA, 4471 nt
Organism: Drosophila santomea
Lineage: Eukaryota; Metazoa; Arthropoda; Insecta; Diptera; Drosophilidae
Product: octopamine receptor
Exons: 6
Coding region: 619-2508 (629 amino acids)
Biological process (GO): adenylate cyclase-activating adrenergic receptor signaling pathway
Cellular component (GO): membrane
Molecular function (GO): G protein-coupled receptor activity
Source: RefSeq, a predicted model, not a curated record